AUGUGGCUCUGGCGUUACAUCCCUCUCUCACUACUGGUGGCGGUCUGCGGGGUUUCGUCCUCACAGCUGCCGUGGCAUUCUACAUUGACCGACAAGCCCAGGACUCUGGUCGAAGUACUCAACAGAGACGACGACUAUUCUCUCUUGCUCUCCCUCCUACAAAGGACACGUCUGAUCCCGACCCUCAACAAGCUCAACGGUAGCACCUUCUUCGCACCCACGAAUGACGCAAUUAAACGUCGUUCUGGAAAGGAUGGUCUUCUACAACGAGCGUUGGAAGGCGAUGACCUCGGGGUUCCCGAUAAUGUGCAAGAAGAGCUCAGACAACAGUUAUUCUAUCACUUGCUCAAUUACACCAUCCCAGUACCCGUGGAGCAGGCCACCCAGACCCUGAAGACCUUGCACUUCCCUAGGCGAUCCAUAAGCCCACCUACCCACAAGCCUCCGCCGUCUCCUCCAUGGCUGCCAAUUCCGGAGGGUACACUUGGCGGGGAGCCGCAGCGACUGAGACUGACGUCACGAGAUAAGUCCCUGUGGGUGGGUACCGAUUCAUUCGGUCAAGGAGGUGUAGAGGUGGUCAAGGAGAGGACGGUUGCAAGCAAUGGUGUCGUAUACGGGAUUUCUGACAUGCUCCAAGUGCCGCCAAGCCUGGCCAACAUCGUUGGAAAUGAAACGUCGUUGUCUUACCUUCGAACAAUCCUUACACCAGAUCUUGAGGAUUUUCUGAACGACACCUCGUGCCUGUCUCUCUUCAUGCCUGUGGAUGCUGCCUGGGAAUCUAUCGACCCACUUGAACGACUUUACUUAGAAAGCGCGUUCGCGGAGGAUGACCGUCGGCGGAUCCUAGACAUGCACUCCGUCGUUGAAGAAGGUGUCAAAUGGUCUGAAUCAUUCUCAUCUUCAACUAAGAUGACCACCGAGUACGGUUCCAUCCUUGAUGUCGAGGUUUCGUCCAAAGGCGCGACAAUAAACGGUACCAAGGUCGUCCAACCUGAUGUCUACGCCAGCAAUGGUGUCUUGCACCUCGUGUCUUCACUCCUUAUACCUCCCGGUGCUCUUCAGCUCACUCCGGAGAAAUACCUCCUUACAUUGAAUUGCACAUCUUUCGUCUCGCUGUUACACUCCGUAAACCUCACUCACCUUGUUAACAACUCGGACCAUCACUACACCAUACUUGCACCAAAGGAUGAUGUGCUUUCAUUCUUCAACGACGGAUUGCCCAAAGCAGGAAGCGAAGAGUUGAAACAGAUAUUGCAGUAUCACUUCAUUCCUGGGAUUUGGGCGCCCAAAAAGCUUGACCAUGGGGCACUGCUCGAGACUGAGCUCCGUGAGCCAGGUUUGGAUAAUGGAAGACAGGUACUCCAAGUUGAAGUUCAUAAUGGAGAGAAAUCAGCGGCCGAUUCCAAGCAUAUUUCCUUCGGAGGUGCUGGUAUUAUUGGCGAACAUGUGGACUUGAACAAUACUAUUAUCUAUUUCAUUUCGCGACCUCUUGAACCCCCUGUUGACCCCUUGCAAACCGCGUUGCCGUCCCUUGAUCUGUCAUCCUUCUUGGCAGCUGUAUUCUCAACGUCGCUCGCAGACGUGAUCAAAAAGACGCCCCGCACCACCUUUCUUAUCCCACGCAAUAGUGCAUUCAAGCGUCUGGGUCGUUUGGUCAGCGAUCACUUACUCGCGGCAUCCUCGAAAGCCGACCUGGAGAAUGUUAUUCUACACCAUGUGAUCGACAGCGUGCGAUACUCAAAGAGCCUUGUUAAUGAAUCUCAACACACGUUCGCCACUCUGGAAGGGUCUGACCUACAGCUGGAGCGGGCUGACAACGGUUCUGUCUUUAUCCGUGCCAGCGGAGGUUGGACUGACACACAAAGCGCAUUAUAUCCGCAAAACCUGCUUACCGAAACCGGUGUGAUCCACGAAGUCUCUGACCUGAUGAUUCCACGUACAGUCGAGCUGAAUGUCGGGAAAUUGAUGAAAGCAGCGAAAGCAACAACUAUGGCAAGCAUGAUAACGAAGGCUGGUUUUGACUGGGUUUUGAAUGGGACAGCUCCACCCGAGGAUUCAGAGUGGACGGGUAGAGGCCUUGAUGGCGCGAGCUGGACAGUGCUUUGUCCAACCGAUGAUGCUUUCAAGGAAUUCAACUUGACAGAACUCCUCCAAGACCAGGAAGCCCUACGAUCUGUCGUCAGCCAGCACCUUAUUCCCACCCCCCCGUUGUCUAUUUCCAGCGGUUCGGGCACCGUUGAUCCGAACAACAACAACCGCCCACUGCCCCUUUACGACCUCGGCACAUACUCGACGCUCUUGUCACCAUCCUCUGCCUACGGUGACAUAGUGUUCCGAACUCUGGAAGACAAGACAGGAUCUGAGUACAUGGUUGGGAUCAAAGGUGCUCGAGGGACCGACGGCAAAGCUGAUUGGGCGCGAGUGCUUGGCUGGGGACGAACUACUACUGGGAGUGGUACUGGUGGCGUCAUUCAAGUCGACCAGUUGCUGAUGCCAUAUCUUCCCAAGUGGUGGGUAGAGUAUGGUCCACCAUCAUUCGUUGGUGCGGUUGGGAGUGCCGAGGCGCAAUCACCGGAAGACAACAAGAGCUUGGCAGGCGAAAAUGUCAAGUCCUUCACUGCAGGAGGGUUUGGGGGUGUCUGUGCGGUACUAGUGGGUCACCCCUUUGAUUUGACCAAAACGCGUCUUCAAACCGCCGCAGCUGGUCAAUAUACCGGAGCAAUUGAUGUUGUCAGAAAGACACUCGCCCGUGACGGCGUUACUGGAUUGUACAGAGGUAUUGUGCCUCCGUUACUGGGCGUAACGCCUAUCUUUGCUAUGUCUUUUUGGGCCUACGAUGCAUCAAAGAGUUUGAUCUACGCAUUUACCCCAAAUCGCACCAGCGGAACGCUAUCGACUUUGGAACUUGCUACGGCUGGGUUUCUGUCCGCUGUGCCGACCACCCUAGUGACCGCGCCAGUGGAGCGGGCGAAGGUAGUGUUGCAGGUGCAAGGGCAAGGGACAUCGAGUACGCAAUACAAGGGUGUCGUCGAUGUAAUGCGGCACCUUUAUCGAGAAGGUGGUAUCCGAAGUAUAUUCCGGGGAACCGGGGCAACCCUCGCUCGCGAUGGACCCGGAAGUGCUGCGUACUUUGCUGCAUAUGAAGUUACCAAGAAAUCGUUGAUACCCAGAGAGUCGACAUCGGGUGAUCUCAAUCUGGGAGCUAUCAUUUUCGCUGGCGGCACUGCAGGCGUGGCGAUGUGGUCGUUGGCUAUACCGCCAGAUGUCCUGAAAUCCCGUUUGCAAUCAGCACCCGCCGGAACCUAUUCUGGCUUAUUCGAUUGCUUCAGGAAAACCGUAGCACAGGAUGGUAUCACUGCGCUGUGGAAAGGAUUUGGACCGGCGAUGGCCAGAGCUUUCCCUGCAAAUGCUGCUACCUUCCUCGGGGUUGAAGCAUCAAGAAAGCUGCUGGAUAGUUUAUUCUGA
Molecule: messenger RNA, 3465 nt
Organism: Pisolithus orientalis
Lineage: Eukaryota; Fungi; Basidiomycota; Agaricomycetes; Boletales; Pisolithaceae
Exons: 13
Coding region: 1-3465 (1154 amino acids)
Biological process (GO): carnitine transmembrane transport; mitochondrial transport
Cellular component (GO): mitochondrial envelope
Molecular function (GO): O-acyl-L-carnitine transmembrane transporter activity
Source: RefSeq, a predicted model, not a curated record